UUCGAGCAUGUGAGCAUGCUGGUCAUUCUCCUGAACUGUGUCACCCUGGGCAUGUUCCAGCCUUGUGAAGACGUCAAUUGCCAGUCAGACUGGUGUAUCAUCCUGCAGGCAUUUGAUGACUUCAUUUUCGCCUUCUUUGCUGUGGAGAUGGUUAUCAAGAUGAUAGCUCUGGGGAUUUUCGGACAGAAGUGUUACCUUGGCGACACGUGGAACCGUCUGGACUUCUUCAUAGUCAUGGCAGGGAUGAUGGAAUACUCACUGGAUGGCCACAACGUCAGCCUCUCCGCUAUCCGCACUGUGCGUGUGCUCAGGCCCCUCCGCGCCAUCAACAGAGUGCCCAGUAUGAGGAUACUGGUGACUCUGCUGCUGGAUACUCUGCCUAUGUUAGGCAAUGUCCUGCUCCUGUGUUUUUUUGUCUUCUUUAUAUUUGGAAUCGUUGGAGUCCAGCUCUGGGCAGGUCUUCUGAGGAACAGGUGUUUCUUGGAGGACAAUUUCAAAACUGUAUACAACCUGUCCUUCUUGAGUCCUUACUACAAACACGACGAGGCAGAGGACAACCCCUUCAUCUGCUCGGCCAACCGGGACAACGGCAUGCUACGCUGCCCAGACGUUCCCCGGCUCAGAGUGAGCGGGGCAGAGUGCCAGCUCAGCGUGGAGAAUUUCAGCCACAUCCAUUAUGGCUUAGAGGGGGCCAGCAAGAACGGCUGUGUUAACUGGAACCAAUAUUAUAAUGUAUGCAAGGCCGGGGAACUCAACCCACACAAAGGGGCUAUUAAUUUUGAUAAUAUUGGCUACGCCUGGAUUGCUAUUUUCCAGGUGAUCACUCUGGAGGGAUGGGUGGAUAUUAUGUAUUAUGUCAUGGAUGCACAUUCCUUUUACAAUUUUAUAUAUUUUAUAUUUCUCAUUAUAGUGGGGUCCUUCUUCAUGAUCAAUCUGUGCCUAGUUGUGAUUGCGACGCAGUUCUCCGAGACCAAGCAGCGCGAGAACCAGCUGAUGCAGGAGCAGCGAGCACGCUACCUCUCCAACGACAGCACGCUGGCCAGCUUCUCGGAGCCGGGCAGCUGCUACGAGGAGCUGCUGAAGUACAUCAGUCACCUGUACCGCAAGGUGAAACGCCGGGCGUCGCGCGUCUACAGCAGCUGGCAGAACAAGCGCAGGAAGAAGGUGAACCCCAACGGCGCCGGAGGCAGCGGCGGGAGCGGGAGCAGCGGCGGCGUGAACGGCCGCGGGCGACGGUGGAGCAGCAAGCGGACCCACCACCUCAUCCACCACCACCAUCACCACCACCACCACUACCACAUCAGCAACGGCAGCCCCUGCUCUGGGCCGGGGGAGAUCUGCGACUCGGUGGAGAUGAAGACCGUGAAGCCUGGGGCCCAGCUCAUGCUGACUUCUCCGCUGUCCAGCCCGCCGGGCGGGACGAAGUCGGUUCACAGUGUCUACCACGCCGACUGCCACUGUAAGGGCCCCCAGGUCCGCCACAAGUCUUCCGGCGUGACUGGGAGCCUGCGGCUGCUGGCCGGGCUCAACGGCGGGAUGAACUACCCCACCAUCGUGCCCUCUGUCGUGUGUAGCCGCGCUAACACCACCGCCGCCAGGGGGAAAGGCAAGAGGGCGAGCGGCCACUCCAUGAAGCUCAAUCGAUCCUCUGGAGGCUUCGGUGUCCCAGACCCCUACAGCAAGCUGCACCAGUUUGUGGGGGAGCAUGGUUCAGGUCGCAUCUCUGGCGUCAGCCUGCCCUUCCCGAGGGCAGGGGCGGUGCCCGGCCGUCUGUCCUGCGAGCUGAUGAACUGCCCGUACUGCGUCAGGGCCCUGGAGAACCCCGACCUGGAGCUCAGCGACUCGGACAGCGGCGGCUCGGAGGCCGACGGCGUGCACGAGCUGACCCGGGACCUGCGGCCCGGAGCCGAGGGCAGGUCCAGCCAAUCACGGCGCCACAGGAAACCCAAAAAGAAAAACCGGCUGGUGCAGUGCUGCGAGGACUUCAGAGACAAACUGAAACGGAUAGUGGACAGCAAAUACUUCAACCGUGGAAUUAUGAUCGCCAUUCUGAUCAACACCUUGAGCAUGGGCAUUGAGUACCACGAACAGCCCGAGGAGCUGACCGAUGUCCUGGAGAUCAGCAACAUCGUCUUCACCAGCAUGUUUGCCUUGGAGAUGCUGCUGAAGAUUCUCGCCUUCGGCCUCUUCGGCUACAUCAAGAACCCCUACAACAUUUUCGACGGAAUCAUUGUUGUCAUCAGUGUGUGGGAAAUCAUAGGCCAGUCGGACGGGGGUCUGUCAGUGCUGCGGACAUUCCGGCUCCUGCGGGUGCUGAAGCUGGUGCGCUUCCUGCCCGCCCUCAGGAGGCAGCUGGUGGUUCUGAUGAAGACCAUGGACAAUGUGGCCACCUUCUGCAUGCUGCUCAUGCUCUUCAUCUUCAUCUUCAGUAUUUUGGGAAUGCACCUGUUCGGAUGCAAGUUCAGCCUGAGAAUGGAGAAUGGAGACACCAUCCCCGACAGGAAGAACUUUGACUCGUUGCUCUGGGCCAUCGUCACAGUCUUCCAGAUCCUAACACAGGAGGACUGGAAUGUGGUUCUGUACAACGGCAUGGCUUCCACCUCCCCCUUAGCCGCACUCUACUUCGUGGCCUUGAUGACUUUUGGAAAUUACGUUCUCUUCAACUUGCUGGUGGCUAUUCUGGUGGAGGGAUUUCAAGCAGAGGGGGACGCAAACAGGUCAGACUCGGAUGACGAGAGAAUGUCGAUAAAUUUGGAAGAAGAGGAGAAAAUGAGGGACUUGCAUACCUCAGAGCUGAAGAUGCAGACCCUGACCCUCCAGCCCAACGGUUACAUGGACCCCCGGGCCAGCAUGCCCCCGCCCAUCAUCAUGCGCACGGCCGCCACGCCCAUGCCCACGCCCAAAACCUCCCCGUACAUGGACCCGGUGCACACGUACAGCGACUCCCGCCGGGGGAGCAGCGCCUCCAUCGACCCCAACGCCUAUGACCAGAGGUCCCUGGCCAGCCUGCGGAACUCCCCCUGCCAGCCCUGGGGCAGCCGCCGGUCCAGCUGGAACAGCCUGGGACGGGCCUCCAGCCUGAAGCGGAAGAGCCAGUCCGGGGAGCGCGAGUCCCUGCUGUCGGGCGAGGGCCGGGGCAGCUCUGAGGAGGAGGACUCUGAUGGCGGCACGGGCAGCAGGGCCUCCCUGCAGUUCCGGCCCGAGUCCUUGGACCUCCCGGAGUUCCUCCAGGUGCCAGUACUGCGCCCGCCAGGGGAGCACCACGACUGCAAUGGCAAGAGCUUCCACCUGCCCCCCGACUACCUGCACAAAAACGACCCCGACUUGGAGGAGGACAUAGAAGAGAGCUACUGUUUCCGCAUCAAGAAGGUGCUGGAGCCCUAUAAGCCCCAGUGGUGCAGAGAUCACGAGGACUGGUCCCUGUAUCUGUUCUCACCCCAGAACAAGUUUCGCAUGAUGUGUCAGAAAAUAAUUGCCCACAAGAUGUUUGACCACGUGGUCCUGGUGUUUAUCUUCCUAAACUGCAUCACCAUAGCGCUGGAGAGACCAGAUAUCAUGCCUCACAGCACAGAGCGUGUGUUUCUCAGUGUCUCCAACUACAUUUUCACUGUGAUCUUUGUUGCUGAAAUGACUGUGAAGGUGGUUGCUCUGGGCUUCUGUUAUGGGAACAACAACUACCUACAGAGCAGCUGGAAUGUCCUGGAUGGGAUGCUGGUGUUUGUCUCCAUCGUGGACAUCAUCGUGUCCCUGGCGUCUGCCGGAGGGAACAGGAUCCUGGGCAUCCUGAGAGUACUGCGUCUCCUGAGGACACUACGGCCCCUGAGGGUCAUCAGCCGCGCGCCAGGCCUGAAGCUGGUGGUGGAGACGUUGAUCACGUCCCUCCGCCCCAUCGGCAACAUCGUGCUCAUCUGCUGCGCGUUCUUCAUCGUCUUCGGCAUUCUGGGAGUGCAGCUUUUCAAGGGGAAGUUCUACCACUGCGAGGGAUUCGACACAAGGAACAUCACCAACAAGUCUGACUGCCUGCAAGCCAACUACCGGUGGAUAAGGAGAAAAUACAACUUUGACAAUCUUGGACAGGCCCUCAUGUCGCUGUUUGUUCUGUCUUCCAAGGACGGCUGGGUUAAUAUUAUGUAUGACGGUCUGGACGCUGUGGCUGUGGACCAGCAGCCGAUUCGGAACCACAACCCCUGGAUGCUGCUGUUCUUCAUCUCCUUCCUGCUGAUCGUCAGCUUCUUCGUGCUCAACAUGUUCGUGGGCGUGGUGGUGGAGAACUUCCACAAGUGCCGGCAGCACCAGGAGGAGGAGGAGGCGCGCAUCCGGGAGGAGAAGCGGCUGAGGAGGCUGGAGAAAAGGCGCAGGAGUAAGGAGAAAAACGGGUCCGAAGCCCAGCAGCGACCCUACUACGCAGACUACUCCCCUGCCCGCCUCUACAUCCACACACUGUGCACCAACCACUACUUGGACCUCUUCAUCACCUGCAUCAUUGGGAUCAACGUGGUCACAAUGUCCAUGGAGCAUUACAAUCAGCCCAAGUACCUUGAGGAGGCGCUAAAAUACUGCAACUACUGCUUCACCAUUGUCUUCGUCUUUGAGUCCCUGCUCAAGCUCAUCGCUUUUGGCUUCCGAAGAUUCUUCAAAGAGAGAUGGAACCAGCUGGAUCUGGCCAUUGUUCUACUCUCCAUCAUGGGGAUCACGCUAGAGGAAAUCGAAAUCAAUGCUUCUCUACCCAUAAACCCCACCAUCAUCCGCAUCAUGAGGGUGCUGAGGAUAGCCAGAGUGCUAAAGCUUUUGAAGAUGGCGACAGGUAUGAGAGCUCUGCUGGACACAGUGGUACAAGCCUUGCCACAGGUGGGAAACCUCGGCCUGCUCUUCAUGCUUCUUUUCUUCAUCUAUGCCGCCCUGGGGGUCGAGCUUUUUGGGAAACUUGAGUGUAAUGAAGACAACCCCUGUGAAGGGCUGAGCAGACAUGCCACAUUCGAGAACUUCGGGAUGGCCUUCCUGACUCUGUUCAGGGUGUCCACAGGAGACAACUGGAACGGCAUCAUGAAGGACACCCUGCGGGAGUGCAGGAGUGAGGACAAGCACUGCCUGAGCUACCUGCCCCUGAUCUCGCCCAUCUAUUUCGUCACCUUCGUGCUGGUCGCCCAGUUCGUGCUGGUCAACGUGGUGGUGGCCGUGCUGAUGAAGCACUUGGAAGAGAGCAACAAGGAGGCCAAGGAGGACGCCGAGAUGGACGCCGAGAUCGAGCUGGAGAUGACCCGCCGCCUGAGCACCACCUCCGGGGGGAUGAACCUGGGGCUCGAGAGCAAGGCCACUUACAUGGGGCCACGCCCCGACUCGCCUGGACAGGAUGAAGCAUUGUUUGGUGCUCAAGAGAAUUUGCUGUCGGUGCGGAAAACAUCUGUGUCCCGAAUGCACUCUUUGCCAAAUGACAGCUACAUGUUCCGCCCACUGAAGCCUGCAAAUUCCCCCUGCCCCCUGCCAGAAGUGGACUCUAUUGAAGGCAACCUGCAUUUAGGAUCUGUCACUUCAGUGAAUUCCCAGCCCUGUGAGGGAGGCUCCCUGCUGCGAGUUCCAGGGGUGUCUUAUCGCACCAGCCCCGCUUCUGUGUAUGAGAACAGCAGCUUACCCAAAAUCCCUCCACCUCGUCUUAGCCCUGCCCACAGCAUCAGCAAGCCACUCCGCAGACAGGAGGCGAUCAAGAAUGACUCUGUCGAUAUGCAGAGUUGUGACUCCAAAGACACCCUCGAAAGGCAAUCCAGUGACAGCUUGCACUUAAAAGUGCCCAUACCGGGUAGCCUCAUCCUGCCUGUGCCGAGAAUCUCAGCCCCCAGCAGCCCCCAGGCCUCCCCGCUGCUGCCCCGCAGUCGCUCCUCCAGUGUGCACACGCACCAGCAGGUGUACAGCCAGCACAGCAUCUCCAGCCGUCCCUCGAGCCAGGCCAGCAGCAACAGCAAUAGCCCCAGCCCGGGCACCUCCAUGUUCGACUCCAUGGACCCGGCAGACGAGGAGGUUCGCCACAUCAACAGCUCUGCCAAAGACUGGGCCGGAGACCAGCACGAGGCACGCAGCCACUCCCUCUCCCCCUACGCAUCGCCCAGCGACCAGCCUCUCGUCCCUCUGAAGAACUGCAGCAGUACCACCAGCCUCCUGGGCCCUGGCCUGAAGGAGAAGGACCUGAAGAAGUUCUACAGUGUGGACACCGAGGGCUUCUUGGCCAAGCCCUCCUGGGCCAACGACCCCCGCCGGCACUCCAUCGAGAUCUGCCCUUCCAUCGACGACGAGGCGGCCUUCGAGCUGCCGGCGGAGGAGCAGAGGAGGCCCUCCCUGCAUGGAGCAUCCGUGUCCCCUGGACACCUGCCCACGCACAGGAAGAAGAAGAUGAGCCCCCCCUGCAUCGCCAUAGAGCCACCCCUGGAGGCAGAGCUCUCGGCUCCCGUGACGUCCCUCACCAAAAUCUCCGAGAGCAGCAUGCUACUGCGUAGAAGGACGCCCUCCUGCGAGAUCACCGUGCAGCGUGACUCCAUGGACUUGCUGGAGCCCCCACCGCCCCCUCCAGCCCUCGCCGAGCCGCCGACAAAAGUGGAGAGACGCCCCUUGUGCCGCAACGAACACCUGUCGAUUCCUCAGUUCUCAUUUGACCAGUCAGACUUGAGCUCUCUGAGCAGUAUGUCGGACAUCCUGUCAGACAGUGACCAAUCUAAUCACUCCUCCUUCGACACCAAAAUGGAGGGCAUAGCUAGCACAGAGCUGAGUAAACUAGACCACCACCUACAGAUUCAGCCCAGUGAGGGUCUGGAGGGCAGCAAUCCCACCAUGCUCAGUGUCUCCAGGAGCCCCUUGAGGAAGAGGGGGCUGAUUCGCAUGGCAAGCACAAGGGAGGAGGAUGUUGAGGAUUCAGCUGUAUAGCCAAAGCGUUUGGGGCAAAAACAUGGCCUCCUGUUGAGUAAUCUCUUGGCCACAGCAGAUCACUGGACCCUGAAGCUUCUUUCAUAAAAACCCCCAGGAGUCAGGUUUUCUACAUGGGAUAUGCAAUUUCAGUCUUUCAAAUUGAACACUGCAUUU
This is a messenger RNA of Conger conger (European conger), 7065 nucleotides long. RefSeq names its product voltage-dependent T-type calcium channel subunit alpha-1H-like. Bases 16 to 6909 code for a protein of 2297 amino acids. Gene Ontology annotation, cellular component: voltage-gated calcium channel complex; plasma membrane; neuron projection. Gene Ontology annotation, molecular function: low voltage-gated calcium channel activity; voltage-gated sodium channel activity. Gene Ontology annotation, biological process: sodium ion transmembrane transport; positive regulation of calcium ion-dependent exocytosis; membrane depolarization during action potential. Lineage: Eukaryota; Metazoa; Chordata; Actinopteri; Anguilliformes; Congridae. The record is from RefSeq and is a predicted model, not a curated record. The transcript is spliced from 33 exons.